AUGAAAGGGCACUUUAUAACCGAAUAUCUCUUACGUCUGAUCCUGCCGCUUGCCAUCUACCAUAGCAUCGUCGCCGAGCCGUGCCGUCGCUUCUCGGCCUCGAAUCGACCUUCUCUAGAAUGUAUUUCAACCUCAUUAACAUCUCUCCCGCCCGUACCCGCAGACGUCAUUCGCGUGCACCUAUUCAACAACUCGAUACCGUACAUUGAGAGCUUCCCCGGCACCUACGACCCAAUCCAAGAGCUGUCCCUACAGUACUGCCAGAUUGAGCGUUUUGCGGCGAGCGCCUUCUCGAGCCUGACCGCCCUGCAAAAGCUCGACCUCUCCCACAACUCGAUUGCCAGCUUCGUAAUUCAGAAAGGUCUCCGCGGCGUCACCUGGCUGAGCCUGGCGCACAAUGGGCUUCGCUUCGUGCCCGAUCUAUCCGCGAUGACGUCGCUGAAAUAUUUGGAUCUGUCUUAUAAUGCUCUCUACAGGGUGAACCCUCGGUCUCUGCCCAUCCAAUUGAAUUUCCUCUCGCUCGCCCAUAAUCGCAUCGCCCUGCUCCAGCCAUGGACCCAUCUCACCCAGCUACAGGAGGUCAACGUCGCGUCGAACCCGCUGCAGUGCGACUGUUCGCUUUGGGAGUGGGUAUCGUGGGCGGAUAAGAGAAGCGUCGUCGAUCCGUCCACUCUCCCCUGCAAUGAGACGGUGGCCGAGAUGCGGCUGUAUUCGAGCGAGAAAAAAUCGUGCGGCCCGAUGGUGGAUGGUCACUCUGAGGUGGAGCGGGUCGAGCUCGCGCAGGGCCAAUCUACCGUACUCUGCUGCACGGUUUCCGCACUUCCGGUGGCGGCCGUACACUGGAUUCACGGGGGAAUUGUGCUGGGCCAGACGGAAGCAACCACGAUUUCGGACGGAGCCCGCGUUCGCCACUGUAUCGACGUCCAGGAGGGGAGUGGAGAUGCGUACGGGGAGUAUCAGUGCGUAGCCUCGGCUAGUGGACGGAACGCUUCAAAAAGCUUCUUCAUCGAUACACCGAGGCGGAUGCUGCCGCCAAAACCGCCACAUUCUCUCUUGUUUUAUGGGCAAUUUAGUUUGGUCAUCUUCCUGUUCGUCUUCUGUUUCGCCUCGUACUGCAUCAUUCGUCGCGAUAAAUCGAGGACAAAAACCGAUGAUUUAUGCCGAAACGGUGGCCAUGUGAUACCGAUCCUGGUUGACGAUGGCUACGACAAAUCGAUGCACGAUUUCCGGAUGCAAAAAGAAUCCCCGCGCUCCGGCCUCUACGUUGGGCAUCAAGAUGAGGAAUGGCUGGCGCAUACGGCUGUC
Mesorhabditis spiculigera is the source of this 1305-nucleotide messenger RNA. The record is from the annotation of a GenBank genome assembly. Lineage: Eukaryota; Metazoa; Nematoda; Chromadorea; Rhabditida; Rhabditidae.